This is a messenger RNA of Fulvia fulva, 453 nucleotides long. RefSeq lists its product as uncharacterized. NCBI's taxonomy places the organism in Eukaryota, Fungi, Ascomycota, Dothideomycetes, Mycosphaerellales, Mycosphaerellaceae. The transcript has 3 exons. Bases 1 to 453 code for a protein of 150 amino acids. The record is from RefSeq and is a predicted model, not a curated record.
AUGGCCGCCAACAUCUGCAUUGCCGAUGGCACGACUGAAAAUGCCAAACCCUUUCGCCUCCUCGAACUCCCACCAGAGCUCUGGUCUAGAAGUGGAAAGAUGGCAAUCGAUGCCGAAGCAGAUCUCGCAACCCUACGCGUUGUCCAACAGCCACCAAUCUCCUGCAUCAACCAAGUCUUGCGUUCGGAGUUGCUUCCUUAUUACUACAAGACCAAGACCGAGCUGCACUACAAGCUGUGGUGCGGAGAAGGGGCCCUUGUGGAAAAGUGGCUCCGUGCCAUUGGGCCAGUGCACGGAAGCCUGAUAAGUGGCUUCAAAGUUCAGGUCUUCCGACGGAAUCGACUGGAGAAGCUCAGGGAGUACGUGAAGGACCACUGGACAGAGGACGACGUGAUUCUCACCUGUAUCAAGACUGGAGAGGCACACGACACGUACGAGGUCCGAUUCGGAUGA